Tyto alba (common barn owl) is the source of this 8738-nucleotide messenger RNA. It is a transcript of the gene RAB3C, whose product is annotated as RAB3C, member RAS oncogene family. Gene Ontology annotation, molecular function: GTP binding; GTPase activity. Gene Ontology annotation, biological process: protein secretion; protein localization to plasma membrane; regulation of exocytosis. Gene Ontology annotation, cellular component: endosome; plasma membrane; synaptic vesicle. The transcript is spliced from 5 exons. Lineage: Eukaryota; Metazoa; Chordata; Aves; Strigiformes; Tytonidae. The record is from RefSeq and is a predicted model, not a curated record. The coding region runs from base 65 to 748 and encodes 227 amino acids.
GGCGGCGGCGGCGGCGGCGGCGGGCGGCGUGGGCGAGCGAGCGAGCGGCGGGCCGCGCCCGGCGAUGAGGCACGAAGCGCCCAUGCAGAUGGCAUCUGCUCAAGAUUCCAGAUAUGGCCAGAAAGAUACAUCUGACCAGAACUUUGAUUACAUGUUCAAACUGCUCAUUAUCGGCAACAGCAGUGUUGGGAAAACCUCCUUUUUGUUCCGAUAUGCUGAUGAUUCCUUUACGUCUGCAUUUGUAAGCACUGUUGGGAUCGAUUUCAAAGUAAAAACGGUUUUCAAAAAUGAAAAAAGAAUUAAACUACAGAUUUGGGACACAGCAGGUCAGGAGAGAUACAGAACAAUUACCACAGCUUACUACCGGGGUGCAAUGGGCUUCAUUUUAAUGUAUGACAUCACGAAUGAAGAAUCUUUCAAUGCUGUGCAGGAUUGGUCAACUCAAAUCAAAACAUACUCUUGGGAUAAUGCCCAGGUUAUUUUGGUUGGUAACAAAUGCGACAUGGAGGAUGAACGGGUAAUCUUCACUGAGAGAGGCAAACAUUUAGCAGAGCAACUUGGAUUUGAAUUUUUUGAAACAAGUGCCAAGGACAACAUUAACGUCAAGCAGACAUUUGAGCGACUUGUGGAUAUCAUCUGUGACAAAAUGUCGGAAAGUCUGGAGACAGAUACCACCAUUGCUGCCAGCAAGCAGAACACACGGCUAAAGGACACCCCUCCUCCACAGCAGCCCAACUGUGGCUGUUAAUGCAGCUAUCAGCAAAGGCAGCUCCAGUGUGUUCUGUUGCCAACAGAGUGUUUAUGAAUGGUCUAUAUGCCUUUAUUUAUACUGUCUUAAUUUAUUUGGGAGAAAAGUCUUUUAUUUUACAACAGCAGCUGCUCUAGUAUGCAUAUGGAGAUGAAGAGGUUUUUAGUUUGAAAGGAUGAUCCAUUUUUUAGCAUCUGGAUUUUGCAUGCAGGAUAGCUAUUAGCUUCUCUUAUUUUUAUUGUUUUACAUUACACUUACUUCAGCUGGUGCCAUGUCCUCAGACCACAUUUGCCUAGAAAUGACUCGCUUCAUCAGUUUCAAAUUAUAUAGUUGAAUCCUUAGGGUAGUGGCCGAGGUGUUUUAGAAUAAGCUUCCUGAUGCCACUUAUAUUUUCUCCUGACUGAAAAUCAAUUUAGAAAUACUCCUUUACUGAGAUAAUCCCUCAUUCUGUCCAGAUCAUUUGUAUAAGAGACACUUCCUGAAGCAUAUUGCCUUGGCAAAUCCACACUUAUUAUGUUAUACAUCAUGACUGAUUGGAAGUUGCAGAAGUUAGAAGAAGUUAGUUCCUGGACCCAAAGCCACCAAACUUCCAUGUGAGUUUCCAACUGGAUGUGGGUAUACAGCGCAGACCCUCAGAGAUACAAGGUACUCCAUCCUGUUUGGGUAGCCAGUAUGUUUACAUUAACAUGGGAGCUGAAUAUACCUUUCUGAAACUGGACUUAAUUUCUCAUUUAACCAUUACAGAGAUCACAGUAGUACCUGCCCCAGUAGUGGAGUGCUGAGUAGCUCUUUCCAUUUCUACCUGCAUGACAUAUUAAACACACAGUUCUAUACUACCCCUGACAGAGCCAAAUCCAUUACGCUUAGUUGUUCAUUGCCAAAAACUGUCUUGUCAUGUUGCUGUCAAACCUGCGUACUUAAGCUUUCAGGAAUUUCUGCUUCUAUCCAGUCACUGAGCCAACCAUCACCACACUGGCUACAAACGCCUGUGUUUUUCUCAGAACUACUGCAGAAGUGCUGCUGGUGUCUGUGAACUGGAGUUUGACCUCAUUUUUAUUUUGAUGAGGAUAUCUAUUUUAACAAGACAAUCAGAGUUUCACAAGAUUUUUAAAAACUUUAGGAAUAAUAAAAAAUGCUCAACAUUUAUAGUGUUAGGCUGAAUACACUCAUAAGAUCAGCAAAAGGCUUUGAAGAUAGCAGAAUAGAGUACAUAAACUCUUUUUCUAAUGAAGUGUUAAAAAUAGUCAUAUUUCACAGUUUUAAAAAGUACUCCUCUAGUAAUUGGUGGCAGUUUCUUACAUCUGUGGCCUGGAGUACUUUGUACAAUUGCUUUACUUGCGUCACAGUGACAUUUUUUAACUAAACAGCAUAAUUGAAGAAGUGUUAACUGUUUUAUUGUUCCAGUUAGACAGAAUUUGGAACAAGGCUAACAUUUCUUAAACAGUCUGCAGUGGGAAAAAUCAGAAGACAAAAAAGAAGAAGUAACACAAGGUACUCCAAACUGCUCAUAACUGCAAAGAAAUCCCUCUACCGAAAUUACAUUUUUUGAUGGUAAUUUAUAUAACUCCUGAAAUACACUACAACAAAAUGGUCACUUUUUUUUUUACUGAUUAAAUAACCUACAUACAAUCUGACACAGUGAAAAUUACUUUCAAACACUUGUAGACACAUGUAAAAUGGGUAUGACAUCAGGGCGCUACAUUGGGCGCCUAACUUAAAUCAAUAAAUGUUCUUUCUUCAGUCUGGAGUUUUAAAGCAUGUCUGUCCUGUUAGCUAGUUUACUUAAGCACUUGUUUUCCUAGUAGACAUGGAGACUGGACUUCACUUGUUUACUUCCAUGAAGAGAAAGCACUGUCUUCUUAAGGGCUGAUGAGAAGCCAGGUAGAAGAGGCAUGUGCUAUCCCAAACAUAAUCCUGCCUCUCUCCAGGGAUGCUGCUUUUCUGUCCCUCAUCUUAGGCAGCAUCUUGAUAACUGUGCUGAGAGACUUUCAUUAAUACCUGUUCACCCACUAGGUACCAGCUGCUUUGGAAGAAGAAGUGAUAAGAAGCUGAGGAAGCUUUGUGUGAGACGGUGGGCAAUUUUCCAUCCUUUUCUUGUUAUGUGCAGUUAUUCCCGCUGGAGAGAAAGGAGCAGGGAGGCCUUGAGACAGAACUCAGCUUCAGCCCUCAACUCCUUUAGAAAAGCUUUAAAUGUGUGAUUUGUGUGAGCCAUCUCAGGCAAGGCAAGGAGAGAGGGGGGGCAUGGUCACAUCUUACAUGAGCUUGGACACAUCCUGGAUCAUGCAACAUGGCUACAAGUGCAGGUUUUCUUCCAGCUUUGCUCUGGGAUGCUUGCUGCAAAAUGGUCACCUCCUGCGCAUGUUGUAACAAGGGAAAAAGACUUCAAAAUGCCCCUCGCUAUAGCCAUACCUUGCUUAUACUCUAUUACAAUGAAUUCCAAAUCCUCCCUGCCUCUUCAUGACUAUGUAGACCUUAACCAGUAGUGGCAAUACAUUAUUAGCAUGUAUCUUUUCAAACAAAUUGAGUGAUAGAUAAAUAGUUAUUUACUUAAAUAGGAUGAAUUAAUUGCUUUUCAUUAUGCAUCAGGAGUCUGGGCAGAAGAGUAACAGCAAAAUUAAAGAGUGAGAAUCUCUCCUUUGUAUUCCUGAGACAACUAACCUCCCAGGCCUCCAACAUGUCUGACCUUUUGCAUGGGAUGGAGAGGAUGGGGGAGGUGGCUGCCAGAGCAACACUGUUCAUUAGACUGCCAGCCAUGUGCAGGAAAAGGUUCAUUUGAAGUACAGAAGCAGAACUAGGCAGUAUUUUAAAACUCCUAGGAUCUUUGAUUUUGACAUUGAGACAUUGUCAUAGAGUUCAGAAUUAGUCUGAUUAAUUUUUAAAGUGCUCACAUCAAAUCGUUGGAAGUUUUCAAGACCAGACUGGCUAAAGCCCUAGGCAGACUGCUCAGACCUCUUAGUAAACACUGUUUUGAGCAGGAGAUUGGGAAGAAUGACCUGCUGAUGUCCCAUCAGAAAUAAUUUGUCCUAUCAUCCCUUCCUCUGAAAUUGAAAAUGCAUGGAAGUUCAAGUAGACCUGUUCUUAACAGUCAGGGUUACCCACUAUUGGAAAAGUAGGCUUUGCUUUUCCAUCACAGGUUGGCUUUUUCAGCCACAUGUCUCACAGUAAUACUGAGUUUUCUGCUAUAAUGUUUGGUCACAUUUAGAUGAGGAGCAUCAUGAUUUCAGUACCUCUCUCAGCUGGAACCUCGCUAUUGUAGAGAAACGUGAAAAACAAAAAGGCUUUUGAGAAGUAACUUACUAUCUCUUCCCCAAACAUUCUAAAAAUCUAGUUCGUACUCUGAGGGAACUAGCAGGAUUGGGAUUUUAAUUAUAUUUAAAAUUAUGCCUUGGCCUGUUCAUAGGGUAGGAUAUCCAAAAGCAGCCUGUGUCCAUCUAGUUUGGCUCCUUCCAUCUAGUUUGGCUCCUAUUGACUUAUGUAAUAGAACUGCAGGUUUCUUAAAUAGAAGUAGAGUUAGUCUGAACACUUUUGGAAAUUCCAACCUGAUCAAGGGACAAAAUUUAAACAAUCAAUGACUCGUUCUUUACACAUAUCCAAUAGUCACUCGUUAGGAGUUACUGGAGGAGACAAGAAGGAUUUGGUUAAAUCCCUGAUCUAUCCACUGGUGUAGCACAAUUGCAUCAAGAUAAAGUACCAGGCUAAAAAGAGUUACAUUUUAGUGAUAGAAGAGAGCUGGAUCAUUAAAUUGAAACCUGGGAUAAGAGAUCUAAAACUACUUUCAGCCUCGUAACAAUUCUUGGUGUAAAAGUGCUUGCACACUUUGCACUCAUUUGUUGUCAUUCUCAGCACAGAAAUAGGACUAAAUGUCAUGGAAUCUUACUGGUCCAGCCACAGAUAACCCCUUCAGUUGAGAUUUAGGUCACUUUGUGAGAUACAGCAGUUGAUACACAGAGCAUAUUAAAUUUCUGAGUGAUUAGAUGCCUUUGCGCAGAGGGUCCUGAGCUCCAUAGUGCCAGCUGAACUAAUACUACACAACUCAUUUUCCAAGUUAUGAUCUAGACUAAAGCUUUUACCAGCAGGCUAAUCUUGUGCAUGGGUAAUGCAUCAGACUUAUCAUGCUCUGACAGUGUCUUGCUUGCUGCAUGUUCAAAUAAGCACUCAGAAAAUGCCUUGGGAGCACACAAGAGCAUGGGAUAUGACUGGUCCCUGCAGUGCCUCCUGGCACCAACCUGCCAAACAGAUAGCAAGACCUGCUGGGUUGAACCUUCAGAUGCAUGUUUUCGAUUCUGGUAAGAGUUCAUGUUCACAAGCAUUCUGGUCCUUAUAGCACAACUAACUUAUUACUGUAUCUUUUUGUUGUUGUUGUUGUUGGUUUGUUUAUUUAGACCUAUUUGUUUGGUGUUUGAAAUACAUAUGAGCUAGCCUGAUUUUCUAUCAAAAAAUACUCUUUCUCUCUGAACAGCUGUGUAUAUGACUGUUAUCUGGAAGUGUUUGUUCCUUUGUGUUUAUACUUAAUGUAAUGCCUAGAGAAACUACCUGAGCAACUACAUCUAUGUGGCCUUUCCAGAGCACCAGUCUGAAAGAUGAAGUUUUCUUCACAGUCUGCUCAGCUCUGUAUUCUCAGCUGUACCACCUGCACCUUCUUUAUUUUAGGAAUUAAGUGCUAUUUCAGGGUGCACAAAAUCUGCCGGAGUUUGAUCCUAACUUUGAGAAUGCUUUGCGUUUGUAAUUUUUAGGAAAAAAAUAGUGGUACAAAUUCUACAUCUGAUAACAAAGCCUUUGUUUCUUCAAUAACAGAUGAAUGAUGCUGCAUUUGCAUUCCAGAAGAAGCUCCCCUCCCAAAUUCCGCCCAUCCUCAUCUACACUUUUCUAUAUUUGUUUGUGAGAGGCAAGUUUUAUUAGUUGCAUUUUUAAGGACAUCAAAUAAAUUCCUGUUCUGCUGACGGACAGAUUCUUCCUUGGCCUGUUUCAUGCAGACGGACACAGUGUAUGAGCCUAGUUCUUUUUUAGGAUGCCAGACUUUGACUCCAGAUUCUCCAGAUUCAUCAUUUGUCAAGUCUCAUUUAAAGAUGCAACUCAUUUCAAUUACUGAAUGAUUUCUACCAGUUUUCUUUAUUAAGGGGUAAAUGUAGUUCACUUUUGUAAUUUAAGCUUUUAUUUUUCAUUUUUUCUUAAUUUUUUUUACUUUCCUUAUACAUGGAUGUUCAUUGAAGCAGAAAUUGUAACUACGCACAUAUAGUAAACAUAUACACAGCAGUACAUCUUUGACACUCAUUCAGUUCCCGCAAUUACUUGUUCAUGUUCAGUGCAGCCUUCCCUAAAUGCCACAGUGGAAGUUACCCAUAAAUUCUGAUUGGCCUCAAAAAUCAGCUGGUUUACAUUUGCAGAUGGCUUGUCAUUUGUAGAAUAAGGUACCUGGUAUUUGAUUUGCGGGGUGGAGCUGGGGGGGAAACAAAAGUCCUAAUCUUCCAAUAACUUCAGGAUCAUGCAUAACAUGCAGAAAUGAAAGCUAGAGAUUCCUUACCACUUUGGUGAUAAUUUCCUCGAGUAAUUCUGACAUGUACCUGCAACUAGUGUUAAAUUAAACGUUUGUGCUGUAAUUCUUGUUUAAUAUUUUGUCAGUAAUGUCAGAUGUGUCGUGGUUCAGUCGGACUGUCAGAUUGUGUAACCUAUAUAUUAGUGUUUGUGGAAUUCAAAUGUCUUAAGUGUUGCAUGAAAAUAUGUUAUAAAAAUAGAUAUGUUUUCUAUUUUUGAAUACCUCAAAACUGAGGAAUCAUGGGCCAAUAAGUGCAAUAUUUAAUUAUUUACUCUGUGUAUAUAAACUUGUGUGAAAGGGAGAAGUGUCAUGUGUGUGUGAUAAGCUGUUGAUGAUGCCUGUGUGGCUUAAGAUUUCCAGUAGACAUAUGUGUCUUGUAGUAAAAUUUAUAUAGUAAACACUUUACCAGUGUAGUGUAAGAAUAGUCUUAAGUCAUUUAAACUAUUUUUCAUAUAUAUGACAAUGGUAAAAGAUAUUUGUAUGUUUAUUGCAAGUGCAUGUCAAUUUUACUUUUAGAGUUGUGAGUGCCCUUUUUGAAAAUUAUUGUUACACUAACACUAGUGGGACAGUGCUUUCAUUCAGAAGAUGCUUAUAUUUUUAAAGCAUGUUCUCUAGAAGCAUUAAAAGAACCUCCUAGAGCUCAGCAGUUAUGGUGAGUUAUUUAUUCUUAAAGAAUCAGGUACAUGCUCUGUCUGCCUGUAUUGUAUCAUAUCAUGUAGGCAUCUUUUAUUUAAUCUGAUACAGUUAACUCAUAAUACUUAUCUGAAAUAGUGAGUACCCAAUACUCUUGCAGAUGACUUGGCAAACUUCCAUUGGUGCCCUGAGUUAAGAUUUUUGGGAACAGCUUAAAGGUCACAGUCAAUAUUGUCCAGCACACUGGAUGGUGACCUUAAUUAGUCACUUCUGCCAAUUAAGUUUCUUAACUUUUCUAGAUCCUAAAGAAGGUAGAUACAUCCUUAAACAUAUUGACCUAGAGUCUUCACUCAACUAUUACAUGGCCCUCAAUGUUGAACAACUCCAGUGUUAGCAGUAAAGCUGAGGCAUAAAUCAAAUCCAGCACACACAAAAUCCAGCACUAAUAAAAUCCAGCCCAGAAUCUAACCUUAAAAUUAAAAGGAGACUCCUGGUAAUUUCUUUUCCCUUUCCUGUUAUCUUUGCAUAUUUCAAAUAGUUCUCUAAGCACACAAGCAAGGCCAUUACUGUUCAGCAAAACCCUCGGGUACAUUUGGGACCUUAAACCUUGAAUCACUGAUCUGACACGGGAUUCCCAGCUGUGCUCAUCAACUCUGCAUAAAACCUCAUUUUAUUAAUUCUUGUUACAUCUCUGGUUUCAAAGGAAUGUGUCAUCCAUCUUGGGAAUUUCCUAAAUAAAGAUGGGUAAUGGAGUCUGAGCCAAAAGGAGUAACUGGUUUUGCUGAACAAUUUUCAUAACAAAUUAUUUCCAUUAGUACCACAUUAAAAGGUACGUAGUUUUAGUCUGAUCUGAUGCAUUUUUGUGACAAUGUACAAGGUUGAUUUAGGUUUGGGUUUUUUUUUAAAUUAGCUUGAUCAGGAAAAGGAUGAAACUCCAAGGCCUACUGGAAACCAGUAUCACACGUUUCCUUUCCUAUGUCAUCAAAUAGUUUCUCUGAGAAAGCAAAGUAGCCACAUUGCUUUAAGUAGGACAGGAUGGUACUUGCAAUGACUUGAACAGCCCUUAAAAAUCUUCCUGUUUUUAUACCUUCUACUAUGAAAACUUCUGCAACAUUAUACAGACCAGAGUGAAAUGAAUAUGUAUGUGGAGAGAAAUUUAGGACUGCUUAAUAAGAGAAGGAAAUUCUUCAUAUCUUUGUAGUUGAGCAGCAGACAAAGUAACAGUUGUAAUAUGAUGUACCACUUAAAUACAGAUAUACAGACUGCUACAGGAUUGAGGAUGCUUUACCUAAACCUUUUAUUGUUAAGUGACCUGACUGUUCAAGGGCUGGCAGAUUUUACCUAGCAUUUUUAUUAUUCCUCAUAGUCAUGUGAUUACAUAUACAAAGACAAAUGCUUACCUUGAAAAUAUGUAGUUGUUCCGGCUCCCUCAAGCUAACUUGCUUGCUGAAUUGUUCUUGAAGAAAAGUUAGAGUACUUGCUUAGGAUACAUUUGUGAGGGGGUUAGACUCAAUCUGUGCCUCCUCCCCUGACUCUUAAUGCAAUAUAGUUAUUGUGGUUCUAAAAGAUAUGUUAGUUUAAAAUGCUGCUGGGUGACAGAUUUUGUGAAUCUUCUGCAUACAUCUAUGGGAGCUCUUGUCUGAACGUGAAGUACAAGUUUUAUCCAUGUGCAGAGUUUUAAUUCUAUGUGGAUGUAGAGACCAUGUGUAUUCUGUUUGUAUGUGACUUCUGUAUACCAAGUGGAUUAUGUUUGUUCAAUUUUUUGUUGGAAGUUUCUUUUCCUUUUGCGAUUACAAUAAAUAUUCAAGAGACUAUAUUAAUGAA